CUUCUUUUCAGUUUUCCCUGGUAUAUCGUCAACAACAUGAACAACAACAUAAACGAAGUCAUCGAGCAUAUUUCUCAUAGAGUGCAAAACAUUUUAAAAGACCCUCCAUCCCCUGUGCUGUCUGUUUCCGCUGCCGUUGCCGCAACUUGGGCGAUAUGGAGGCUGACACUGACGCGCAGAAAAGCCAACACGCCACCUAUUGUGCCUUACAAUAUUCCUUUCAUUGGUAAUGGACUGGACCUCAGCAAAGACCCUAGAAAGUUUAUCGACAAGUGCAAAAAAAGAUAUGGCCCCAUCUUUCAAAUUACCACGUUCGGUAAAACCAUGGUCGUGGUGACUGGUCCAUACAUUCAGGAAUGCUUUAGACUUGGAGACAAAUAUCUGGAUUUCAACGAAGGCGUUGAAGACUUUUUACCCCUUCAGCGUAUCCUCAACAUCAGCUAUGAUAAACAAAAGCGUCAAGAAGUCAAGCAUGAAAACGAAAACAAAAGCCCUAUCGUCAAAGCUGUACGAAACAAUUUCAAGUCACAUCAGCUUAAAAUCUUUGAAGAUCGAAUGCAGUAUGCCGUCGACAGAGGAUUAGAAUUGGAUAUUCAUUUCGAACCUGGAGCGAAGUCAACUACACUCGAAAUUGACGCAGUUCAACAUAUGGUGGGACGCAUUAGUGCCUUGUUAUUCGCAGGUCGGGAAGUUGGCGAGAGCGAAGAGCUUAUUACGGCAAUGGCUACUUAUGCACAGUCCAUCUUCAAAGCUGCUAUUGCAUAUACCUCUCUUCCAGCCAAUCUCGCCGACUUCGUUACCAAAAAUUAUCUCGAUAUCAGUGAUCAGAUCGAUAUUACUAUGAAACACAUUACUCCUGUUCUCACAAAAGUGAAAGAACAAGAGGAAAAGGAAGGUCAGAUGGAUCCAGAUUUCUUUAUGCACAUGAUGCUACAUAUGCCAAAUGCAGAUGGUAGCCAGCCUACGCCUGAAGAGGCAGGAUUUUGGCUGCAAGACAUCUCAUUUGCAAGUAUUCACACCACGAGCUUAUUCACGACUUGGGCAUUGCAUUUACUAUCUGAUCGUCCCGAUAUCCAAGAGCUGAUCCGACAGGAAACCGAGGCAGCCAAGAAGAAGCAUGGUGUAUUGACCCCUGCAGUUGUUAAAGACAUGCCCAUCAUCGACUCCAUCUUCCGUGAGACGUUGCGAUUGAAUAGCGAUUACAUUGGUAUCAACCACAAGGCCAUGCAGGACACAGUACUCAGCAACGGCAUCAUCAUACCCAAGGGAAAGAGUGUAGGAAUGGCCGUCGAUGAUGUCCAUAACGAUCCAACUAUCCAACAUGUUGGUGAAAAUAACAUUCCCUUGACCGAAAUGGACCCCAGACGAUUUGUUUCGCGCAAGACCAAGAAAAGCACCUCUGUUGGACUGGAUUUGCUCAGCUUUGGUUUGGGAUACCACGCCUGCCCCGGUCGAUACCUUGCAAGUCAAGAGAUCUGUUAUCUGCUUGCGAAGAUCCUUGAAGAUUACGAUAUCUCCCCUGAUACCAAGGACGGAAAGCGCGCGCCAAACCGUGUGGCUAUGGGUUUCCUUCAAUUGACUCCUGCUAAAGGUGUUGUAUUGACCAAGCGUUCUUAAAUCAAACGGUUUCUGUUCAAUGUAUAGCGAUAAAUGACACCAUGGUUCACACACACAGUACAUCGUUGGUUAUUUCACAUUGCUUGCCUGUCGUCUUUACAAGGUUUCCAGCCGAUACAUAGUUUAUACAUGUAUUUUUUUUUUACGAUAUAUCUCUUCCCAUCCUCUAUCUAGCAUGCAUUAUGCCAAUCAAUAUCAGAAUAUCCUCUAUGCAGUUGUCUUAUAGUACACGUGCCAUUUCCCAAAUAAAUGCAGUAACUGAGACUGAGCCACGACUUAAAAA
Messenger RNA from Umbelopsis ramanniana AG, 1900 nucleotides. RefSeq lists its product as uncharacterized. Gene Ontology annotation, molecular function: oxidoreductase activity, acting on paired donors, with incorporation or reduction of molecular oxygen; monooxygenase activity; heme binding. The coding region runs from base 37 to 1617 and encodes 526 amino acids. The record is from RefSeq and is a predicted model, not a curated record. The transcript has 3 exons. NCBI's taxonomy places the organism in Eukaryota, Fungi, Mucoromycota, Umbelopsidomycetes, Umbelopsidales, Umbelopsidaceae.